Bradysia coprophila is the source of this 2060-nucleotide messenger RNA. RefSeq names its product solute carrier family 15 member 1-like. NCBI's taxonomy places the organism in Eukaryota, Metazoa, Arthropoda, Insecta, Diptera, Sciaridae. The record is from RefSeq and is a predicted model, not a curated record.
AUAAAAGCGAAACUCUCAACAGCUAAAGGCAUUAGACGGAAAGGAAACCUUCUCAAUAUGGAAGCAAAAGCGAAUACAGAAAAGGAAAAACUUCGUGUAGCGAAAACCGCAAUUUUUAUUUUGUUUUGUGUUUUUUUGGAGCGAUACAGUACAGGUGGAAUUGCAUCUGUACUCUUCAUGUUCUUUAAUGAAAAGAUUGGAUACGAUGAAGACGAAUCAACGGCUGCUUAUCAUACCUAUGAAUUUCUAUCGUACUUUUUCCCCAUAGUUGGUGCAGUCAUAGCCGACAGUUUGUUUGGCAGACUCCGGACAAUAGUUUGCAUGUGCAUAAUAAUUGCCAUAGGUUCUUUAAUAACUGCCAUUGGUGUUGUUGAUACUCUUAACCUUCCUAUAAAUAUAAUCGGCUUGGUGAUAUUAACUUUCGGCGAUGGUUGCCUUAUAACAUUGUUCCCUACAUACGGUGCAGAGCAGUACCGAUCAACCGAGAUCAAAAGUAUUGACUGGUUUUUUGCCUCAUACUAUUUCAUGUUCAAUUGUGGCAGCAUUGCUUCAAGACUAGUCGCUCCAAUUCUUCGAGAAGAUGUUAAAUGCUUCCGAAAUGAUGAUUGCUAUCCAGUGAUUUUUGGUUUACCUGCAAUUUUAAUGGUUGCUGCUGCUUUAUUGGUCAUGGUAGGCAACAGAUACUCCGAAACUAAGCAGGUCCGGGGCCACACAAUACUCAAUGUACUCUCUUGCAUGACGUAUGCAGUCGUCAAGAAAUUCAGCUCGAGGAAAACUACACAAUAUCAACAUUGGCUCGACUAUUCAAAAGAUAAAUAUGGAAAUGAGUUGGUGUCAGACACUCGUAUCAUACUUAAAGUAAUCGUCCUCUAUAUUCCGAUAACGGUUUUCUGGGCUCUAUUUUACCAGCAAGGUUCGCGUUGGGUCUAUCAGGCAACGCAAAUGAAUGGUGAUCUUGGUUUUUACACCAUCAAAGCUGAUCAGUUCAAUGUCGCCAAUCCACUGUUUGUCAUAAUCUUAAUUCCUCUAUUCGAGCAUGUUCUGUAUCCACUGUUAGCUAAAGUCAGAAUCCGAACCGCUUUGCAGAAAACAACAUUGGGUGGGGUGUUGGGAGGAAUCUCUUUUCUAAUAUCCGCAAUCAUUCAACUACAAAUUGAAAGCAAAUUCUUGCACAUGACAUGGCUGAUUCCACAAUAUUUGUUCAUGGCAAUGGGUGAAAUUCUGGUAGCGAUAUCGUUAAUAAAUUUCUCGUUUUCGGAAGCACCGGACAGUAUGAAAACUCUUCUGCAAGCCAUGUUCUAUUUGUCGGCUGGAAUCGGCAAUCUGAUCGUAGUUGUUGUUGCGGGAAGUAGGAUCUUUGAUUCUCAAUUUUAUGAGUUCAUUCUGUACACCGGACUCAUGUUUUUCGAUAUGAUCCUUUUCGCGUUGUUAGCAAAGAGAUACAAGUCAGAGAAAGUGCAGCGAUGUGAUGAAAUUAUCGAAAACAGUUAGUGAAUGGUGUGUGUCAAAGCACCUAGCAUAGUGUAGAAAACCCUAGGUAGGUUACUUUUUACUCUAAUGCUUGGCAAUCAUGAGUGAUCGUAGUGACAGCUGUCAAACAGGAUACUGUUUUUCAUGAAAUUUUUUACAAAUAUUUUUACAAUGCCAAAAUUUGUAUGAUACACUCUUCAGUUUUAGUACUCUAGUCAUGCUGGAAGUGUGCUGUCUAAUCGCAUGACCUCGAAACAGUGUAAACAUGUAAAAUUGCAUUAUGGUACACUGUCAUGAAUUUACACUAUUUACACUAUAAAUGAUUUACGUUAUAAGCUAGUUAAGUCAAAAACGCAAAAGUUGAGGUGUUAAGUGGCAACUGUUUGUAUAAUUUAAUAUAUUUUGAGUCACGAGGACAAUGGUUUCGUUCAAGAACAUACACUAAAUAUGCUCUCAAUAGAGGCCAAUAAAGGUUUUCUCGUGUAACUUGUUUUUCUAGAAAUUUUUAUUUAUUUCUGAACACUAAAUACUCUUAAUGAAGAUGUGCUUUUUACGGCUGACUUAUUUGUUUCGCUUUAACUUUGAUUUUG